UGUAAUUGACUUUUUACAUAAAAAAGAAGAGGGUUUACAUUUUUUUCUGUCUGGUUUAGCUAAAUAUUUAUCUUUUUGAAUAAUGUAAAGACUCCCAUCUAGAGCAGCUGUGACUGUCAGCGUCUGCGGUUUGAUCUCUGUAGUCCACCUGUUGAAGUGCCCGCGGCUACAUAGUGAACUUAAAGUUGAACCUAAAGUGCUCAUUGUGUAAAAAAAAAAAAAAAAAAAAAGAGGAGGGGAAAGAGUUUAAGAAAUGUUACAUGGACGUAGCUAGAAUUGAGUGUUUCCUAUUUUUUAUUCAUUUAAUAUUUUGUAAGUUGUAAACAUUGUAUUUAUUUGCUUUUUAUUUAAAUUGAAAUGUGUCAAAUUAAUAGAACAACAUUGCCCUCUGGCGGUCAAACUCGAUACUCUUCAUUAAAAUUGAACAACACUGCCCUCUAAUGGUUAAAACCAAACACUGCAUCAAGCUUGACUGCAGCAUGACCCGGAAGUAGACUCGUGUUGUUGCCCCACGUGUGUAUGCUCGGAAUCAUGGCUGCGUGCAGCGUGGAGGAGCUGUUGGCGAAAGCCGAACAGGAGGAGGCUGAAAAACUGAAGACCAUCUCCGUCCAGAAGGAGCUGGAUUUGGACUUUGACGUGGGAAACCUGCUCGCUUGCGACAAAAACCGCAUCGAGUCCAGAGACUUCAAGGAGCAAAAGAAGGAGGACUUUCUCCGGGCGCUGGCCCGUGACAACACGCAGCUCCUGAUCAACGAAAUAUGGAAGCUGCCGACCGAGAGGGUCGAGGAAGCGAUUGUGGCCAAACUACCGGAACCAGCGACCCGGUUACCCAGAGAGAAGCCGCCUCCGAAGCCCAAACCUCCAACCAAAUGGGAGCAGUUCGCCAAACUGAAGGGCAUCCAGAAGAAGAAGAAGACCAACAUGGUGUGGGAUGAAACGGCCAAGGAGUGGAGGCGACGCUGGGGCUACAAGAGAGCCAACGACGACACCAAAGACUGGCUGAUCGAGGUCCCGCAGACCUCCGACCCGAACGAGGACCAGUUCGCCAAACGCGUCCACGCCAAGAAGGAGAGAGUGGCCAAGAACGAGUUCAACAGGCUGAAGAACAUCGCCAGAGCUCAGAAAAUAAAAACCCCCGGUGUGGGUCUGCUCCCCCGAACCAAGCAGUCCAAAGACGAGCUGAGCCGAGCUGUGAGUGUGGCCAAGACCUCCACGGCCUCCGCGGGCAGGUUCCAGGACCGACUACCCAAAGAAAAGCCCCCCAAGAACGCAGGCAAGAGGAGGAAGUUCGAGCCUCUCAUCGGGGACUUCUCCAGCGAGAAGCAGAAGCAGCUGGAGCUCCUGAAGGUCAUGGACAGCAAGAGGCCCAAGCUGGACAUCACCAAGGCCGUGAACAAACAGAUGAGAGAGGAGGACAGAGAGGAGGCCGCGUCCAAGAGGAAAGGACGCAAAGGGGGGGCGGCCGGGAGGCCCAAGGGGAAGGGGGGCAAAGGAAAAGGAGGCAGAGCUGGAGGAGGGAAAGCAGGAGGAGGAGGGAAGAGGAGAGGGAAACCUGGGAAACGCUGAGAUCCUCCACAUCCUGCCGCUAAUGAACUCUGAGGACUGAUGCCAGCUCCCCCUUUGUAAUAUUGACAAAUAUAUUUGUAACCUCCAGCAAUUCAAGAAAUAAAAACUUAUACUGGA
Messenger RNA from Oryzias melastigma (Indian medaka), 1683 nucleotides. It is a transcript of the gene rrs1, whose product is annotated as ribosome biogenesis regulator 1 homolog. Gene Ontology annotation, biological process: endonucleolytic cleavage in ITS1 to separate SSU-rRNA from 5.8S rRNA and LSU-rRNA from tricistronic rRNA transcript (SSU-rRNA, 5.8S rRNA, LSU-rRNA); ribosomal large subunit biogenesis; ribosomal large subunit export from nucleus. The transcript has a single exon. NCBI's taxonomy places the organism in Eukaryota, Metazoa, Chordata, Actinopteri, Beloniformes, Adrianichthyidae. Gene Ontology annotation, cellular component: nucleus; preribosome, large subunit precursor; nucleolus. Gene Ontology annotation, molecular function: protein binding. Bases 520 to 1566 code for a protein of 348 amino acids. The record is from RefSeq and is a predicted model, not a curated record.